AUGCCAGCUUAUUUCAAAUUCUUAACAGUAAUGGCAUUCUAUGUUUUUCUGCAAGAAAAAGUCGAUGUUGCAAUAAUGGAAGUUGGCAUUGGUGGUGAGCACGACUGCACUAAUAUUUGCUUAUUUCGCCUAGCACCACCAUUCAGUGCAUACGACUGGCCAACGAACAACAUUGAGAUUGGUAUCGGUGGCGUCCACCAACAGCAUAACGUAACUGUUGCACUACAAUUAGCCAAAUUAUGGCUUGAAAAAACUAACAGACAAGGUAAGUUGAACUGA
This is a messenger RNA of Gongylonema pulchrum, 279 nucleotides long. The record is from the annotation of a GenBank genome assembly. NCBI's taxonomy places the organism in Eukaryota, Metazoa, Nematoda, Chromadorea, Rhabditida, Gongylonematidae.